This is a messenger RNA of Schizosaccharomyces octosporus yFS286, 2859 nucleotides long. RefSeq names its product TRAPP complex subunit Trs33. Gene Ontology annotation, cellular component: TRAPP complex; trans-Golgi network; cis-Golgi network. Gene Ontology annotation, biological process: regulation of GTPase activity; endoplasmic reticulum to Golgi vesicle-mediated transport. NCBI's taxonomy places the organism in Eukaryota, Fungi, Ascomycota, Schizosaccharomycetes, Schizosaccharomycetales, Schizosaccharomycetaceae. The transcript has 4 exons. The record is from RefSeq and is a predicted model, not a curated record. Bases 128 to 838 code for a protein of 236 amino acids.
UAGAAAUAAAAUAGAAACUCUUGUGGGAUUUAAUACAAACGUUCAAAACGCUUAUUGUAGUAGCAAGGUAAUGAGCAUGGUAAAACACCUACUCCUAAAGCUUCAGUAGAAGUAUUGAAAAAACGAGAUGAUAGUUCAUCAACAGUUGCCAAUGUCCGUAAACUUGGCUUCAUUUGAUUUUUUAUUAAUUGAAAUGGUUCAUCUGGCGAGACGUUUGUCUGAACAACAAGAAACGGCGGUUUCAAAUGAUGAGCGAAUGGAAAAGGGCCAUAAUUUUCUCGAAAACAUUGGUUUUCAAGUAGGUAGAAAACUUUCUGAAAGGCUAUUAUUGACUAGGAAUAGGAUUACCGAGAGCAUAGACGUUAUGCGAUUCCUAUGUCGAGAAUUAUGGCCCAUUGUGUUUCGUAAACAGUUGGAUAAUUUAAAGACGAAUCGGAAGGGAACUUUUGUGGUUACGGACAACUACUUUUUUUGGUUUUCCAAAAUGACAGCUGCCACUGGAACAGAAAUGAAAGAAUAUACGACUCCUUACCUCUAUUUCCCUAGCGGAUUCAUUCGAGGAGUUAUGCAUGCUUUUGGGUAUCCAGUACAAGUGAUUGCUCAAUGUCCGAAUCUCCCUAUGUGCAUCUUUCAAGUUCGUUUUCCCCAGCCUUCGAAUAUCCCAACUGGUGAAAAUGCUCCGUCCAACCCGGCGUCAGAAUCAGUGCAAAAUAUUCCCCAACAGAAUACCGAUCUUUCAAGAACUAGUGAUCGCUCUCUAUCGUCAACUACUCUGGGUGUUAGUAACACACCAUCCCCAUUGAAUCCCACAAAUUCAUCUCAUCCUGAAAAUAGCUGAAUAUGGUUAACAGUCUUUAUGAGCGGAAAUUACUCUGUGUAGCAUUUCAUUUUAAUCCAUACGUUACCUACUACUAAGAUCUUUUCCUUCUAGUCUGAUUGAUUGCAAUACUAACGAUUAUCAUGAGAUAUAUUCUUUUUAUUCAGUUGCUUCGCGAUUUAUGAAAAUGACAUUUUUAUUCAUUAGCAUCCAAAACUUUGUCUACUUCCUGGUUGAUUCAAGACUGACUAGUUAGCUCAACAAAUGAAACAAUCGUCAACAAACACCAUGUCUAACAAAAAAAUCAUGAAAUGUCGGUAAGAGAUGAAACCCUUUACUAUAUUGUUUUAUGGACAAUAUUACACCGCUCGAAUUCAUGUCGUUUUCAUAGUUAACAACUUACCUCUUAAUGAUGUGAAAGUUGCAGUCCAAGAAUCUUUCCACACAAUUCUGCAAGCAUUGCUCUUCGCUCUUGUCAAACUUAUUUCCGAUAGUGCCGACACAUUUAGGCCAGCAAGUAGCAGUGAACUGAUGAAUUGCUAACAUUAUUAGUUACCGAUCGAGAAACUUUUAUAGUCCAUGUUUCUUACCUUGCUGCAACUUCACCUUUUGCUGUUCAGUUUCAAUAAAUUUGGAGAGUUCAAGCUGUUGAGUUUCGCUCAAAUCAGCAAUAGGAUUUUUAGAUGGAUCGGCCAUUAUUAAAUUUACCAAAAUUAAAAAAUAAAAAAAUUCUGGAGGAUGAUGGGUCUUCUCAGGUUCUUCAUUGGUCUCAUUGUGCUAAUGGGUAUGUUACUUAGAGACAACAGGUUACAAUCUGUCAAAAAUACUGAAAAACAGAAGUCCAAAUCCUCCUUGAGAGAAACGCUGUUAGAAACAGUAAUAAAUAAAAUAAAAUGAAAAGAGAAAUCGAUACUUGAUAUUCUUCCCAAGAAGUUAAACUUGGAAAUGUGUUGUUUGAAUUUUGGCAAUAUAAACAAUAGAGUGAGGGUAAUGUACAACCGGUUAAAUGUAUAAAUACAAAAAAAUAUUAAGUAAAAGAUCUUGGGAGUUUAUUAGUCAAAAUUUUAAAAGGAGCUUUCUCAUAGCCUUGCUCAAAGGGUCUUUUAGCCUACCAACCAUAGCGGAGAUUAUCUAACUAUUUAAGCCCUAUCCGAAUCGUUUUUGAGCUAUAAACUAAGAUACCAACGCAGUUCAAUCUAACUCCCAUUGGCGUACUUUGUUUGAUACAAAACCGAAUAAUGAUCUAAAAUUAUAACACUUCGGAUAACCGAUUUGAUUAGGAGAUUUUCAACUUGUAUAUGUACAAUGUAUGAAUUGAUAGGACAAGCUACGGUUUUGUCGAUGUGUAUAGCUUCGUAUAGUAUUGAAAGUUCAACUUCGCGAAACACCUAAACAUGAUCUACUUGUCUUAACUUACAUAUAACAUCUGUAUAAAUAUCGGAUAGAAAAGAUCAUUUGGAAGUAUUUACCACAAGAAGUGAAGCUUUCAUGAAUGUCAAAUGAAAGCUCUACCUGAAAUAGGAAACUAUACUCAAGUGCAAGCAAUGAAUUUGAUCACACCAAAACAAUCUUUGAGUACAGUGAGAAGAUGAGUAUACCAAUUCUAUCUGAAUAAGAUGCUUUUACAUCUUAUUCCUAAUCAACAGAGAGUAUUUUGUACUUUGCUUCACAACUUACGCAAGAUUUGAAGCGCAAUAACUUCGGUAUCGAAAAUGUAAAGAAAGAAUGACCUAAAAAAGCCAGUUUAAUCAGUUUGGACCAUGUGCAGUAACAAUUACAAUUCGAAUUGCGCGUUGAUCAUACCUGCAUUACCAUAAACACAUAUGGAAUAGCCGGAAAUAUGCUGCUACAGGUGUCAACAAAGACAGCUUUAUCAGCAGACUAGGAAGAAUAAGCAAUGAAAACAAUCAAUAUUCUUAAACAGAAGGAUUUUGAUCGAUUGAUGCUUAAACGAUAUGCCUUAGGGUCAUAUGAAAGAGGAGACAAAAGUAAAAGAACGAUAGCAUAACCAGCUAUUAAUUAAAAAUCAUUGGGAUAUUGGU